AUGGUCGAUAGUGGUGUCCCCCAGGGUUCAGUUCUGGGACCCAUUUUGUUCCUUAUCUACAUUGACGAUGCCGCGAGCGAUUUAGACUGUGAAGUAGCAAUGUUUGCGGAGGACAUGAAGAUAUGGAGUGUAAUUCGGGGUCCUGUCGAUGAAGACAGACUGCAGAUGAACCUGAAUCGUUUGGAGGAGUGGUCAAACCGUUGGCUCCUGCGGUUCAACGUUGCCAAAUGUAGCAUACUUCGCCUAGGCAACACAGCUAGAUCCGCCAGCACAAGAGGCUACUUUCUGGGCGAUGCAGCCCUACAAGAGGUCGAAGCCCAAAGGGACCUCGGUGUGCUGACGACGAGUUCCCUAAAACCAUCCGCCCACUGUUCGAGGGUGACAAAAAGCGCAAUGUCCGUACUGUACGCCAUCAAGCGUGCGUUUAUGGACUUUGACGAAGAAGCUUUCUCUAAGACAUUCGGAACAUUCGUCCGGCCGCAUUUAGAGUACGGCAUACAAGCUUGGAGGCCGUGGGCUGUUGUGGAUCAAAACUGCCUCGAAAGAGUCCAGAGGAGAGCCACGAAGAUGGUUAGGGGUCAAAACUCCUUUCCUUAUGCAACCCGCCUAGUAAAUCUGAACCACUUUCCUUUGAGUUACAGGCACCUUUGCGGAGAUCUCUUGCAAGCCUUCCGCAUUGUAAAGGGGUUGGAUUGCAGUCUGGCCUUCGAGGACUCUUUUCAAUUUUUGAUGAGCUGCGGAAGGAUAUUUUUGAUGAACUCCCAAUCAUCGUUGUCAUUACCCGUAAACGUUGAGCUCCAGUUGAGGCCGGAUAAUUCUGCCCACAUGUCAUUGUGAUCGAGUCGGUUGGCUUGCUGUCAUAUCAGAUUUGCCUUAACCACAACGGAGUAAAAACUACCUUUCUCAUGCUUAUGUCCCCACAAAUUUCGUCCAAUGACUUUUAUAUCCGACGUCAGGGCAGACAUUUUUCUUCUUGGCAGCCGACAACAUUAUUUGACGAUGUAGAUUUCGUUUUUUUGCCCGCUGUCCGCCAUGUUUAUAAUCGACUUUUUGUUUAGUUCUGCUAAGAAAUUAUAUCUAAGCUUAAGUUUCGUAUCUAGGCGAGUUCUAACGGGAAUGCAAAUAAAUAUUUAAGGGUUUCAGGUUUCCGGACAAAUUCUAACUGGCGCCGACAUGGAGGCACUGCUUAUAUUGUCACAUUUGUACGGAAUGUUUAUUUGAAUUUCGCCUUUUGCGCUAAAUAAACUGAUCUAGUACGUCAUUGUUUUCAAUCUUUUGCAACCGUGACCCUUGAUCCUUGACCCAGAACACGAACAAGUUUUGUGUUUGUUUGUCUCUCCCAAACUGGAGCCUUAUUCGUAACUUCGCCUAAGGCGUGUUUUUCUGCGUUAUGAGUCUUGCGUUUUGUCCUCUUUGUUUGCGCUCCGGUCUGCAGUUUGAGCUCUUAAGGAUAAAAACAUCUGUCGGAGAACUUAGCGGCAUCUGCUCGAACCUCGGUUGUUCAUUUCCAUUCGAGUCUUAUACAGGAUUGUCAAAUGCAGGUAAAGAAAAAAAUCUAUUGCAUACAGUUAUAUGUUUAGUUUGCAAAGAAGAUCCACUAAAGGAGCAGAAUGAAAAAAACUCUUGGGCAGACUUUAUGGAUGAACUUUUCGGUCCACCAGAUGAGUCAACAAGCCUGCCCUUCGGAAAAAUGCCUCAGGAACAGGAAUUCCAGUUCCAGCCCCCUUUGACGGACUCCAACUAUGAUCGGGAGGGGGUUCACAUGGUUCCCGAGUCGUUCCCUGAAAUGUUAUCAUGCAAUGGUCUCCUCCCGAGAUAUAUCGCUGAUUCUCUUAAACAGGGUACGUCACUUGCCGACAGGCUUUCGAACCGAGACGCUUUGUAAGUAUUAUGUUUGGUCUCCUUCGACCAGUUUUCGACCCGCGGUAUCCUAUCUUCUUUUGUCGGGGUUACUUUCCAGUCCGAUGUCUUCGGACGCACAUUCGUACGCAGCCCUUGAUAAAAUCCAGUGAUAUGCGUACGACAUGAACACCCUAAACAAGAGCAGGUGACUGGCUAUCAGGGUUCAAGCCAUUUUCUUGAUCUCCCUUAGUGCGUGUGCUAUGUUGCCUGCGUGCACCGACCCUAGUUAACUAGUUCAUUUUAGUUAGUAAAUUAAAUGCACUAGGAGCGGUUCGGGGGAUUGGGUUAAAACAUGCUCUACCUAUCGCUUCAUCUCAGACGCACUCUACAUCCGAUUUGAUUCUCGAUUGCUGUUUUUUCCCAAAUUCGCUCCAUGCUGGAGCUAGGGAUAAUGGCAAAGGAUCUUCUGCCUAACCUUUGCUCUUGUCGGCCGUUUCAACUUGUUUAUUUGACGUAUUUUGAGGGCGUAGCAGGCUGGUCUGUUUAAUGCAACCCCUACCCUCGAAAAUGGUUUUCCUUAUCGCCUGCGUAUAAUGGGAUCACUUUGUAUUUCACUGUGUACACAGUUUAUUGGUAGUGUUGAUGUAUACUGUGAGUGUUUCCUAGCGUUCUUUCCUCUUUUCACUCUUAAAAUGUUACUUUCGGCGGCUUCGCUUUUUGCUUUUACUGGGUAAAGCACUUUGUUGGAUAAUCUUUGUUCACAGUAAAUUCCUUUCGGUCAUCUUAGUUAAAUGCACGACGGUUUCGAUCUUCCUUAUAAUCCUACCAAAUUAAAGUUGUAGUUCACUUCAUCGAAUGCCGUCUUAUAUCCUUAAGCAUUCGAGAGGCUAGUGUCUAUGCCAGUCCUGCCGUCAGUGUAGUGUUUCCACCACAUCCAUGAACACACAACACUUCUAGAUCGAAACGACUUUUGCUUGCUAUUUAUACAUUUUUCCGCCAUUCCCAGAGCGCGUCUGAACCGUCAUGGGUUUGUUUUGAACUAGGCGACACAUCACUCUUUAAAAGGAAUCAAACUGUGUGGUAAGCCAAUAGCAACCCAGAACACCCUCAUCAUCCCCAAUCUAGCUAAGUGAAUCCUGCUUUUCAGUUGAUAUGGCGUUAUUACCCAAAGAAACUGUAAAUCGAACCAUUAGUUGGUUUAGCUGGGGUGAUUGGGGCUUUUUGCAUUAGUUCAGCUCUACUCCUCAAUGCUUCCAUGCAAAUUUUAACGGAUGUUUUGUUUAUUCUAGGCCACGCGACUCCUCCCCUUCCAAAUGAUUCGAAUUUCGAUAGUGGCGUGUCGACCUCCUCCCUCGUCAGCUACCAUGAAAAUCUUUCCAUCCGUGCCCGCCAACGAGUCACUGAGACCCAGGCAUGUUUGUCCCCAGCCCCUGCUAGACCGACCGCCAAGUCCGCCUCAAAGAGCGUCAUCGAACAGUUGUUAGACAUCCAUCAACCUGACCACUUAAAUCCUCACCCCUAG
Molecule: messenger RNA, 3364 nt
Organism: Spirometra erinaceieuropaei
Lineage: Eukaryota; Metazoa; Platyhelminthes; Cestoda; Diphyllobothriidea; Diphyllobothriidae
Source: the annotation of a GenBank genome assembly